AACUGGAAACUGUGGGAGAAAUAUGUUAACUUCGGCCUCGUUCUGUUUUACUCUUUACUUGUCUUCGCUUUCAUUGGUGCUGCCACGCCCACAUGGGCGUCAAUGAAUACUGAGUUAGGAUUCAGCUACGAGAUUCUGAACGACAGUUACGCGACUGGCAGUGCGACGCUAUGUGUCGGAGCCUUGAUGUUCAUUCCAAUAGCGUUGAAGUUUGGCCGACGACCAGUUUACGUCUUCAGCACAUUGUUGCAAUGCGGCGUGGCAAUUUGGUUUGCGAAAAUUCAAACAGUUGCUGAUUUAAUGCUCGUUAACGCAUUUUCAUGCCUUCUUGGGGCCUUAGCGGAAGUUAUCGUUCAAAUGACGGUAGCUGACACUUUCUUUGUACAUCAAAGAGGCAUGAUGAACACUAUUUAUGUCUGGAUAUUAGUUGUUGGAUCUGCCCUUGCGCCUCUGGUUGCAGGCUACAUAACUGUGUCUCAGGGCUGGCGGUGGGUAUGGUGGUGGAUGGCCAUUCUUUUCGGGGUGUGCUUUGUGCUGUUCCUCUUUCUUUACGAAGAGACUAAGUUUGUUGACUGUAUCACUGGAUCGGCCCCAGCGGACUUAACCCAACAACCAGUUUCUGUGUUCUCUCCAAGAGGCGAAAAAGAGGACAGAAAAACGAAGGAAGAUAUCGAUACAGAAUUUGACGGAAUGACUUGCAUGCGAUUCGGCUUAACUCCUCCAGAAAUCGAUUUCUCCAUCCCUCGCAAAACCUAUUCGGAGAAACUUUCCUUAUGGUCACCAUCCCCAGGAUCACUUAAAUUCUUUGUCCGACAUACUUACCAACCUCUCGUUGUGACUCUCACUUUCCCAGCAGUUUUCUAUGUUUCCGUGGUUUACGGAGUUCUGACUGCCACUUGGCAAGUUAUGAUUACCGUGGUUGCUUCUGUCAUGCCUGAGCCACCAUAUAAUUUUAAUGCGUCCCAGGUUGGUCUGAUGACUUUGGCUCCAUUCAUCGGAACUACGAUCGGGAGCUUGCUUGUUGCGCCCGUGAGUGAUAGGCUAGUUCUGAGGCUGGCAAAGAGAAAUGGUGGGCUAUUCGAACCUGAAAUGCGCCUAUGGAUCUUGCUGGCUUUUGCCCCGCUGGUUCCGGCAGGGAUACUACUAUUUGGAUAUAGCCUCGGGAACUCGAAGCCUUGGUAUAUCGUUGCCAUCGGCUACGCAAUCUUUGGGCUUGCUAUGGGCCCUGUGAGCAGUGCUUCUUUGACCUAUUUGACGGAUGCUUAUACAAACAUCGUGGCCGACUCACUCGUGGGUGUAACUUUCGUCAGAAACCUUUUGGCAACGGCCUUGGUGUUUGCAGUCACUCCAUGGACUGCCGCUGUCGGGCUUUCAAACAUGUUUCUUACGAUUGGGAUAUUCAUGGCGGUGACUCUGGUCCCUGGUACAAUCGCCUUCAUCUACUAUGGGAAGAGAAUGAGAGCCAGGACGGCAAAUAAGUAUUGUCACUAUUCAGCAUUACAAGCUGAAGCUCGGGCGAUGUAA
Molecule: messenger RNA, 1524 nt
Organism: Penicillium subrubescens
Lineage: Eukaryota; Fungi; Ascomycota; Eurotiomycetes; Eurotiales; Aspergillaceae
Product: major facilitator superfamily domain-containing protein
Exons: 3
Biological process (GO): transmembrane transport
Molecular function (GO): transmembrane transporter activity
Source: RefSeq, a predicted model, not a curated record